Messenger RNA from Lasiodiplodia theobromae, 1212 nucleotides. Its product is annotated as Mitochondrial precursor protein. The record is from RefSeq and is a predicted model, not a curated record. The transcript has 3 exons. Gene Ontology annotation, molecular function: agmatinase activity; metal ion binding. Lineage: Eukaryota; Fungi; Ascomycota; Dothideomycetes; Botryosphaeriales; Botryosphaeriaceae. Bases 1 to 1212 code for a protein of 403 amino acids.
AUGCACGUCUCGCUGCUGGCGCUUAGCUGCGCCGCUUCUCUGCCGCUGACGGCCCUCGCCCACGCGGGCCACCACGAUAACGCAGAGCCUGUUGAUAUUGAGGUUCUGGAGCAGAAAUGGGGCACCGAUUGGGGCUUCUCAGGCAUUUCAACCUUUGCCCACCUUCCGCACGUGAAGUGCCUGACGGAUCCGGAGGUGGACUUUGAUAUUGCCAUCAUUGGUGCUCCUUUUGAUACCGCAGUUAGCUACAGGCCCGGCGCCCGUUUCGGGCCACGAGCCAUCCGGGCAGGCUCCGCGCGGCAGACGUCGUUCCGCGGCUUCAACCCGCGGGCGGGCAUGAACCCGUACACUUCGUGGGCCAAGGUCAUCGACUGCGGCGACAUCCCGAUCACGCCGUUCGACAACGCGCUGGCGCUGCGACAGAUGAGCGAGGCCUUCGUCGAGCUGGGCAAGCGCUCGCCCUCGCCGGGCUCGGCAGGCUCGUCGUCGGCGUACCGGGCCAAGUCGAAGCUGCUGACGCUGGGCGGCGACCACAGCAUUGCGCUGCCGGCGCUGCGGGCGCUGCGCGCCAUCCACGGCCGCCCCAUCGCCGUCGUGCACUUUGACGCCCACCUCGACACCUGGCAUCCGGCCAAGUACCCCUCGGCCUGGAUCGACCCCACCGAUGCCUCCACCCAGUCCUUCUUCAACCACGGCUCCAUGUUCUGGUUCGCCUCGACCGAGGGCCUCGUCGCCAACGGGUCGAGCGUGCACGCCGGCCUGCGCACCCGCCUGUCCGGCGACGACGACGCCGACUGGGUCGACGACUCGGCCCAGGGCUGGCACCGCAUUGCGGCCGACGACAUCGACGACAUUGGUACCAAGGGCGUCAUCGACAACAUCUUGAAGAACGUCGGCACCGAGACCCCCGUCUACCUAUCCAUCGACAUCGACGUCAUUGAUCCCGGCAUGGCCCCGGCCACCGGCACCCCCGAGCCCGGCGGCUGGACCACCCGCGAGCUGAUCCGCAUCCUGCGUGGCAUCGAGUCCCUGAACGUUGUUGGUGCCGACAUUGUCGAGGUUAGCCCGGCUUACGACGGACCAGCCGAGAACACUGCCCUCGCCGCUGCCCAGGUUGGAUAUGAGAUCCUCACCAGCAUGGUGAAAAGGGGUCUGUUGGACCAGGGCAAGGUUGACCAAGGUGAGAAGGGUGACAAGAAGGACGAGUUGUGA